GUACAUACCUGUCCACCAGGUGGUGCAGUAACUGCGUCCAAGUAGUGACGGGCGCGACCACAACCGGAUGAUGAGAAGGCUUACUUUGUGUGUCCUGUUUGUUUUGUGACGUCCAGCAGUUCUGAGAGAUCAUCACGAUUACCUUGCUGAGCUCGACAAACAGUAGCACAACGACAAACCUGCAGGCGAGAAACCCAGGUGUGAACAGCAUCCAGGAUAAGUGUACCCGCAGAAUAGGCCCUUUUGACUAGCUGCGCUCACUCAUGUGAAGCCGGGCGACCAGGGUCACAUUCUUGCCGAGGUCGUCUGCCUGAGAACCGUGAUGGCUGACAAGCAGAAACUGUGGCUGUGGAUUUUACCCGCUGUCCUGCUGAUAGCACCCAGGGGGCAGUCUGUUUCCUGGACACAGAUAGCCAACAUGGAAAGCGGAGAUUGUGACCGUAUAGGCCCAUACACCAUCGACGACACCGACAUCUUGCAGGUGUAUGCCAGCCCCCCACAGAUCCCGGGGGGGUCAGCAACGCGUGACAGCUGCGUUAUUGAGGUCCGGACAGCACCCAAUCGCCGUCUUCGUAUCUACGUCAUGGACGUCACCAUCUUUGAUUGCGGAACGCUCGUGUAUAUCUACGACGGCGGCACCCACAUGACUACACCCACUCGGACUCUUAAGUGUGAGACGGCCCCUGUGAAAUUCAACUCCCGCAGCGAGGUAUUGAGGAUACAGCUUGUGAAACAGUCCCCAUCAUCCCUCAACUUCCGCUACACCAUCGUCUUGACAACUGACGAAGGUCCCGACAUCGACUUCGAACGCGACAUGUCGGAAUUCAACAGUUCCCCGUUGUCAGUUGGCGCCAUUGUCGGACUGAGUAUUGCUGGCGGGCUGCUGCUGGUUGCUGUGAUUGCUAUCAGCAUAUACUGUGUUGUGAAGCAACGCAAGAAAAACCUGGAGGCAGAAGCACAGAAGCGUCCCCCAGAGAACAACGUCUACUCCACAGGCUCGUCCAAAGUGAUGUACCAAUCUCGCAAAGACCACAACCACAAGGACAACUACAAGAAGCCGUAUUCCGGCAGCUAUGACAGUCGAGAGUCCAGUAGCAACGACAGUCAUAACAGUAGUCUAUCUUCCGGUGAUGGACACGUAUUUGUGAACAUGAACCCAGAUCCGAAGGUGAAGGUCAGGGGUGGAGGUUAUUCCAAUAAAGCAUUUGUGCCGUCUGAGGAUGGCGGCCAUGACAGAAGUCGUGACAGUACCGGAAGUGAAGACACUAGUGGAGGCUAUGUUAAUGGUUCUUUUGAAAGUAGUGAUACUCCACAAAAAAGAAGAUUUUCAAAGCAUCAGGAAAACGGAAAUGCAUCUGGAACUUUAUCACGUAAUGGAAGGCGUGGGAGUGCCCGAAGCAAGUCGAACAAAAGACGAAAUUCUAAUGAGGACAAGAAAGGCGGACUUACACGAGAAGGAAGUCGUCGAAGGUCAAGGUCGGGCAAUAGAGGUCAUAGAGAUUCUGGUCGCCAAAGAUCAAGGUCAAAUGGAGAACAUGGUGGAAGUCGAAGACGAUCCAGGUCAAGAUCACCUCAUAGUCAGAGUUCAACUCAAAGUACGUCAUUCGAUAAAGACGGACGCAAUAGACAUUACAAUAUCAGCGACAUAUCUCGACGAACCCGAGAGAGCAGUAAUUCUUCAACAAGCAGUCGAGACAGUGGGGAUGAACGUACAGUGUCUUACGAUCCGAACCCUCCUUCACGGGGUCGCCGGAGUCGGCCUAGGGAAAGAGGAGAUGACUAUGGGAGUCAAGUGUGAGCUUUGUGAUAAUGUAUGUGUAUCUACAUCAUAACUGAUCACUGUUGUGUAUUCACACAUGCCUGUCCCAGUGUAAAGAACUGGGUAGAACGCCGCCAUAGUGCGUGAUGAUGUUUCCAUGCUAGGAAUCAAGAGACGUGUGACCCAGAGACUACAUGACUGGUGUUUAUUCAGUAGUGGUCCAUUGCACCCAGCGUACGUUGCGUAAACGUAUAUUUAACUGACUGCGUUCUGGUCGGUCCCAGCCGUUCGAAGGGACCCAACACACAUGUUGCAUUGAUUCCAGAUUCGUUCUCAGACAUGUGGCCUUUCAUGACUGCCUCUGACUUAAAGCAGUUCGAUCUUGGCAAAUGUGUUCUGAAAUGAGCGUGUCAUUCGAGUAUUUCCCAGAGCGAUAUUUAUGUAUGUAUGUUCGACAUUCCCAUGAAGCCUUAUAUAUACAAUUUACACACACACACACACACACACACACACACACACACACACACACAUACACACACACAUAUUCAUGCAUAUAUUCAUUCAUUCCGUUGCAACUGAAUGGGACUAUAUCCAGACUCAACGUAAUGUAGGUAUGCUUAACAAAUGUUAUUUUUUUUAUAUCGCAUUUUCAUCAUAACCAUAUCAUUAUGACAGAACCUCCUUUGAAUCAACACUUAAAUCUCCUGUACUGGAGGUGUGUGCAUGUGAACAUAUAAACGUUUCUUUUGGACACUGGUCGAUUUUUAUAUCACAGUGAGAUCCCCGGACGUGGCAGGCGGAUUCAUCCCACCGUUCCUCUGCAGCAUAACAUGCACGUGUAUGUUGUUAGCGCCCGCGUGCUAAUACAGGCAGAUUAUUGUAUGCCAAGUCCGUAUUUACCGAUUUUUUACAUUCAUAAUCAGCAUUAUUAGCUCACCUGGCCUUCGUCUACCAUUAUUCUUUUUACAUUUUUGAAAUUUUGUGUGAAUAUUUUUUUAUCAAGGCAUCAACAUUGAAAUUUCAAUAUGGCAGCAAGGCAGCUAUCUUUCAUUUAAGAAAAUUACAAUUUCACAGUUACUCCAAAAGAAAGUUUGUUCAAGGCAUCUGCUGCACCGAAUGAACCUGAAACUUCAAAUGUUUUUCCCACGAAUGGUGACACCUGAAUUUGUUCAAGCUUUGAAUCCGAUUUUUAAUCACAGCAACACAAUUGAAAUACAUGUAGCUAGUGAUAGCCAUUUUUCAGCUGUUUUUUGUUCAAAGUGUAACGUAAUGCUCCUAAAUUCUUCUAAAUUCAUUUUUGGCUCUUUAAAGAUAUAACAUCAGCGCUCCAUAGCCUAGUCAACAUUUCUGAAACUUGCAGUUUGAGGAGGCAGAACUUUGGCAUAUGUUUCUUCUUGUGAUGACUUCAUAUUUAGUCCAAAGCAUUGCUGUUUCAUCGUGUUUAUGGUAUGAUACAACUGAAAAAAAUGGUAUGACAUUAGAAAAUUUUCCUUCGAAGGCGUAUAAGACUCAGAGUUGAAGUAAAUGUAACAGUUGUGCAUUGGAACAAUGUUCUAAAAUAGUAUAUUCAUUUGGAAACAGUGUGGCAAUUUAGAUACUUGUUUCAUAUUUAUAAAUACUUUGUCCUCAGUAUUUAUACAGAAAAUAUUUUAAAAACAACGCUGACAGCAGUUUUUGUUAAGUGUUUGUCUUUGUUAACAUUGGAGCUGGUGACUACAUGCACACGGUGCUGCAGUGCUUUGGCACCAUUCUAUUUUUAAUUCGAAUAAUUUAGACCUAAAUGAGGUGAUGUGCAAUGUUAUAUGAUUGUGGUAAUGAAUUCUGAAAAUAUUAUUCCAUGCUUUACAUAUAAUACCACUUUUUUCAUUAAUUGGUAACUUGAGUGUAGUCAGGGUGUGUUGUUUAAGGCGUUCCUACACAUUUGAGGGGCAUCUGUUGUCCAGGUAGGGAGGCUGGAUAAUAUGCACACGGAGUGAUUGUUGUCCGGUUCCGCCACACACGUACAGCUGGACAGCUGUACCAUAGACACACGUGGUGUGGUGAAACACAUCGCCCUCAGAGUCCAGUACAAGUGACAGCAUAUAGCUGGGAGGAUAAAUAACGGGAAUCAAAAUUGAGAAGACUUUAAUUAUACAGUGUUGUGUUAUGAAUAAGUGUCAUUGACAGCUUCCAGUGCUUCACUAAAUAUUCCAUUUGUUAUAUCGUCGCUUCCUAUGUUUAUGGAAAAUAUGAUUUCUGCGUUAUCAACACUCGUUUAGUUAGAGCCAAUGUUAACUAAUUAAAUAUACAUUUUAGCGAAAAUAUUUUAACACUGAGAAGUUAUAUGUUUAUAUCUUGUUUAUUGGUUGUUACAGAUGUUCCAUCUGAAAGGCGGCUAAUGAACCGACCAGUCGUUUCUCGUCUUUAUGUUGAUUGAAAACUCUUAUUAUUUCAUUUUAGUCCUUUUUCCUGAUAGUUUAAUUUGCGAUUGUGUUACUUUAGACGUCUUUUUGUGACCGUAUCUAUUACUUUUAGCUACGAUGUCAUGGGCACUACCAACAUGACUUUAAUUUACAAACUGUGUUGGCUAUGACCUCCUGUCACAGUAGUAGCAUCUUUUGUUUGUUUGUUUUGAGGGUUUCCAAAACUAGGGUUGAUAUGAGUUUCUGCAAGUGCAACAUCAAAGUUUAAGUUGCUCUACCUUAUUUAGAGAUGCAAAGUAAAAAAUGGUAUUUCUUCAGUGGCUCUCUUGUGGUGUAUAUUUUAAAGAGCACAGCCAUUUCCAAAACAUCAACUUUACACGUCACAUACCAUAGCAUACUAUAGACAAAAAGGAGUCAUUCGUGAUAUGGUGUAUUGACGAUCUAUCCUACAGGUAUCCUUACUUCAUAUAUAAUUCUUGUCAAUGAAUCCACAUAAUUCGUAAUAAGCUUGAGUUAUGUUUGAUAAACAGACCUGUUGACCAUACGGUAGAAAAUGCUAACAAAGGACCAACCCUUUCUUGUUGAAGGGUUUAAUGGGUGUUGUGAAAUGAGUGACAUAUUCCAAGGUACAUUGUACUUAAGAACAACGAUAUGGCAUUCAUUUUCCAAUUCCAAUGUUUGUAUAUAUGGUGUUAUACAAUGGCCCCGAAUCAUGAAUAAACUGUACAUACGUAUUAUUUCUAUUUUA
Haliotis rufescens (red abalone) is the source of this 4909-nucleotide messenger RNA. Its product is annotated as hornerin-like. The record is from RefSeq and is a predicted model, not a curated record. The transcript has 6 exons. Bases 323 to 1798 code for a protein of 491 amino acids. Lineage: Eukaryota; Metazoa; Mollusca; Gastropoda; Lepetellida; Haliotidae.